Lecanosticta acicola is the source of this 1482-nucleotide messenger RNA. Lineage: Eukaryota; Fungi; Ascomycota; Dothideomycetes; Mycosphaerellales; Mycosphaerellaceae. The record is from the annotation of a GenBank genome assembly.
AUGGCUGCUGUUGCUAGCAUCGAGCCAAGUGGCUCAGAAAGCAAUGCUCCCGAAGCCCAGAUCCACUGGGUAUCACCACUCGAACCGAUCGAAGCGCAAACAAUAGCACUACCGGCACCAGACCAAGUCGGCAUCACCGUCAUUCAACCUCUGAUGGUGUGCUUCAAGACAACAGAGCACUACCGAGAAGAUCAAUUCAUCGAGUCUGUGAAAAAGGCGGCUUCCGGUUGCAUUUGGGAGAUUCCCGCUCUGGCGGGCAGCGUGGUUUGGGAGGAUGAGUCCAGGCACAGGACCAAGGUCGACAUUCCUCAUGACGCCAAGGUGCAAGUCAAAAUCAACUACUUGCCUCAGAAAAACGCCGAAGAGCUGGACCGCCAACAUUGGCCACCGCGAACAUUUCCGCACGCAGAGGUUUGCUUGUCCCCUCGACCGACUUAUGGGAUUGGAAGCUACAAUUUCGGCGUACAAGCGAACAUUAUACAGGGAGGUGUGAUUUUGGUGUUGCACAUGAAUCAUACCAUCUUGGAUGGUUCGGCUCAGGCGAUUGUGGAGGAGAUCUUUGCACACCAUCUGUCAAGAGCCAUGGAUGGCGAGGCCCCGAUUGCAUCAGGGCUCGUGCCCCCUGAGGCUUUGGACAAAUCCAGAGCGUACGGCACUCAUCCAGCGAAACCGAUUCUUGAAUGGAAAGACUGGCGACUGGCAACAGAGAACACCAUGUCCGAGGAGGCACAAACCGCAGCUCUCCUGGACCGCAUGGCGAAGCUCACAUUGACUGUGUGGUAUAUCUCUCCGGCUAGAUUGGCCAAACUCCGCGCAGCAAUGCAAGAUCCAAGCCAACCGAAAAUGUCACUGGCAACUUGUCUCACCAUCUGGCUCUGGGCUGCCACCUCUCGAGCAAGAGGCCAUAGCCCAGACACCGAGACAAGGAUGCUCAUGCCGGUCCAAACCCGCGUACGGGUACCCGAUAUGCACGAAAACCACUCCGGCUCUGCCCUGGUCUACGGACGUACGAAGGCGACUCUGGGCGAGCUGAACACUCUCCGCCCACAUGCCAUCGGCGAGCGCAUCGCCAAUAGCAUCGCCUUCUGGACGCCCGAACGCAUCCGCGAAUACUGGGGCUCCAUCGAAGACUGCGACGACGUCGCCAAGUACCACUCCAACACCAACCGCGAAUUCGGUACCGAUCUCGAAUUCACCCACAUGUCCAAUUUCAAGUUCUACGGCAUCCCGUGGGGCAGAGGGCUACAGGUGCGGGCGUACCGAUUACCCGGCAUCGCCUUCACCGAUGGCUGGACCGUCUUCUUGCCCAAGCAGGUCGACGAUGGGAGGGAGUUGAUGAUCUACCUCUCGCGGGACACGCUCGGCAGGUUGAUGAAGGAUGCGUCUUUCCGGGAGUAUGCGGAGUACUGGUCUUCGUUGGAUCCGAGUAUUGAUAGACAGGCUGCGGAGACGGCGACGGCGUGGACUAGGCCUGGGCUGUAG